Molecule: messenger RNA, 2289 nt
Organism: Moesziomyces antarcticus
Lineage: Eukaryota; Fungi; Basidiomycota; Ustilaginomycetes; Ustilaginales; Ustilaginaceae
Exons: 1
Coding region: 1-2289 (762 amino acids)
Source: RefSeq, a predicted model, not a curated record
AUGCCUUUGAUCGUCCCGGAUGUUAUCGAAAUCGGAAGCAGCGGCAGCAGCAAUAGAGCAUCCUCUCCCAUCCCCGAACUGACCGUCACCAAGAUGAACGGCAGAUCCAUACAACCACACGAGGCCGAGGACGAGGAGAUGCCUCGGUCCUCCGCCGCCUCUCGCGUCUCGCUCGCAAAUUUAUUAGGCCCAAGCGGUCCAGGCUCCUCGCCCUACUCCAACACGCCACGCACAUCGCCUCGCAAGCGGCCUAGCACCGACUCGCCCGGCACCGGUCUACAGCCUCCAACCGACAUCGCCAACGGCGGCAGCAGCAGCUCAAGCACCACUCACAGCGAGGGCCGCGAAAGGCGACGUUCAGACGCAGCUUCACAACGAAGUCCUGCUCGAGCGGAAGCCGUUCCGGACGCCGCCCCCGCUGGCGACGGGAGCACAAGUCACGACGUACCCACGGUCGACGUCACCGAACCGGAUGGCAAAGCGCCUGGCGACCGCGACGAGGACGAGGACGACGAAGAUGAAGAUGACGAAGAUGAUGACGAUGACGAUGACAAGGCCACCACCGAUGCGGGCAGUGCGUCCGAAGCUGAGGGCGAAGACAAGGCCGAAGGUUCGUCAGCCAAAGAGGGCGCUGGCUCCGGCGAGAAAUCGAUCGUGCCCAAGAAGCGCUCUCGACGCCGCAGUCCAUCUCCGCCAGAGGCUGCCACAGCACCGCCUCCGCCCAAAAGGCCCACCGUUCGCCUUUCGAUCCUCGAGGCGAGGCAGAGCGGCUAUCUCAUCAACGUGCCCGAGCUCGUUCUUGCCAAACUCAAAGGCCAGGACCACCCCUGGGCCAAAUGGUAUGAGGAGUCGUUGGUGGAAGCAGCUGAACCCGAGCCUGCGCCACCACAGGCUGGGCCGGGGGCGCCUCCGGAUCUCGAAGGCUUUGGUAGCCUCGCAAGGCUGCUAGCAAAGUACCCUGCCGGCGAAGGAUCGGCAGCAUCAGCAGGUGCGUCUGGCGCGAGCAAGAAGCGCCGCAAAGUCAACGACGACAAGUACGACAUUGGGCAGUACGACGUGCGCGAUCCGUUCGUCGACGACUCGGAGCUCAACAUCGACGAGCCCACGCACUUUGCCAAGCCCAAGGCCGACGGCUUCUACGUCACCCAGGGCACCGUCGAGCUUGCCAAGGCCAAGGCCAUGGGCAAGGGGCAGCCUCUGCUGGGCAAGGACAGACCCAAACCGCUCAGCAUCCGCGACUCCAAGUUCGGCUUCGCCGGCUCUCUCAACAAGCUUGUGGCCAAAAAGGCGCAGCAGCAAGCCGAGCUGCCCCCGAUGCCUGCCUCGUCCUCGAUGCAGCUUGGCUCCCUGCUCAACAACGGCGAUCCCGGUAGCCCUGCCAUGGGCGCAGGCUCGGCUCUCACCAACGUGCAGAGGCAGGAAGGCACACGCGACUCGCCCAUCAAGGUCGACGACAACGAUUCGGGAUCGUCCAAGAAUGCCGCCAAGAAGAACCGCUACCCGACCGAGCCCGUCGACCCGCGUCUUCAGGCGUCGUUUGACGAUCUCAAGAGCAAGGUCGAUGCAGAGAGCUUUGCCGUCAAGACCAAGUUCCCUGCGACGCUCAAACCGCCGCUCAUCGAGACGGCCAAACUGGCGGUCAUGCUGGGCGAGUACGACGACAACUUUUUCAAUCAUCUGCCCACCAUCUUCCCGUACAACCGCUUCACGAUGAUGAAGCUCGUCAAGCGCGAGUUCUUCCCGCACCACAUCAAGUACUUUGAGGAUCUCAAGCAGGAGCACAUGGACAAGCUCGGCCGCAUGAUCCAAGAGAGCUUCCCGCACCAGCUGGCCGAGUUCGAGGCGGCGCACAAGGCGUGGGUCGAGCGCGGCGAGGCGCCCAAGGAGGGCGAAGAAGCCGCGCCCAAACCUGCUACGGCCGCCGAAGGAGAUCAGUCGAUGGACGUGGACGGCAAAGAGGACGACGAGUCGGUGGAGCCGACCAAGCGCUGGAAGUGGAGCGAGGAGAUGCGCGAAGAGGUGUUUGUGCUCAUCACCAUCGAAAACGCCAUGAGCGAGAUCCGCAACGAAAAGUACAAGCUCGAGAACUCGGCCGAGCAGUACAGCGAGAUCAACGCCAGGAAGGCGUGCUACAAGCAGAUGGCCGAGCUUUUCCCCGAGGACGGAUGGACGACCUCGACCAACAUCUCUCGCGAGUAUGCGCAGAUCAAGAAGAAGAAGGAUCGGCAGGAGGCGAGGGGCGAGGAACUCUUCGGCGACUCCCGGGCCAGCAGCGCCGUUCCGGCCUGA